AUGUCCAACUACCCUAAGGAGCCCGAAUUCGAGCAGGCCAAGGACGAGAUCCUUUCCACCCUUGAGAACUCCAAGCUCUUCGAGAAGGAGCCCGAGCUCAAGAAGGUCCUCCCCAUCAUCUCCAUCCCUGAGCGCAUCAUUCAGUUCCGUGUCGUCUGGGAGGGUGACGAUGGCAAGGCCAACGUCAACACUGGUUACCGUGUCCAGUUCAACUCCACCCUCGGUCCUUACAAGGGUGGUCUCCGUUUCCACCCCUCCGUCAACCUUUCCAUCUUGAAGUUCUUGGGUUUCGAGCAGAUCUUCAAGAACGCCUUGACCGGUCUCCCCAUGGGUGGUGGUAAGGGUGGUUGCGACUUCGACCCCAAGGGCAAGUCCGACAACGAGAUCCGCCGCUUCUGCCAGGCCUUCAUGGCUGAGCUCCAGCGUCACAUCGGUCAGGACACUGACGUCCCUGCUGGUGACAUCGGUGUCGGUGGUCGCGAGAUUGGUUUCAUGUUCGGUGCCUACAAGCGCAUCAAGAACCAAUGGGAGGGUGUCCUUACCGGUAAGGGUCAGACCUGGGGUGGUUCCUUCAUCCGCCCUGAGGCCACUGGUUUCGGUCUCGUCUACUACGUUGCUCACAUGAUCGACUACGCCUCCGAGGGUAAGGAGUCCUUCAAGGGCAAGCGUGUCGCCGUUUCCGGUUCCGGUAACGUCGCCCAGUACGCCGCCCUCAAGGUCAUCGAGCUCGGUGGUACCGUUGUCUCCUUCUCCGACUCCAAGGGUGCCCUCGUCGCCACCGGUGAGACCGGCUUCUCCGCUGAGGACAUUGCCGCCAUCGCUGAUGUCAAGCUCGCCCGCAAGGACCUCACCGCCACCUUCGAGACCCGCUCCAACCUCAAGUCUGGCGCCUUCAAGUACGUUGAGGGUGCCCGCCCCUGGACUCUCGUCAAGUGCGACGUUGCCCUUCCUUCCGCUACCCAGAACGAGGUCUCUAAGGAGGAGGCUGAGGCUUUGGUCGACGGUGGCUGCAAGUUCGUCGCUGAGGGUUCCAACAUGGGUUGUACCGCCGAGGCCAUUGAGGUCUUCGAGGGUCUCCGUGCCAAGACCGAGGGUAAGCAGUGCGUCUGGUACGCCCCUGGUAAGGCUGCCAACGCUGGUGGUGUCGCCGUUUCCGGUCUCGAGAUGGCCCAGAACUCUUCCCGUGACAAGUGGUCCUCCGAGGAGGUCGACCGUCGUCUCGCUGAGAUCAUGAAGAACUGCUUCAACAACUGCUUGCAGACCGCUGAGGCUUACACUGACUUUGUUGGUCUUCCUUCCCUCCAGGCUGGUGCCAACAUUGCUGGUUUCGUCAAGGUUGCCAAGGCCAUGAAGGACUUGGGUGACUUCUACUAA
Messenger RNA from Saitoella complicata NRRL Y-17804, 1374 nucleotides. RefSeq names its product NADP-specific glutamate dehydrogenase. The transcript has a single exon. Bases 1 to 1374 code for a protein of 457 amino acids. The record is from RefSeq and is a predicted model, not a curated record. Gene Ontology annotation, cellular component: cytosol. Lineage: Eukaryota; Fungi; Ascomycota; Saitoellomycetes; Saitoellales; Saitoellaceae. Gene Ontology annotation, molecular function: L-glutamate dehydrogenase (NADP+) activity.